Phacochoerus africanus (Common warthog) is the source of this 510-nucleotide messenger RNA. RefSeq names its product chromosome 3 C20orf141 homolog (gene C3H20orf141). NCBI's taxonomy places the organism in Eukaryota, Metazoa, Chordata, Mammalia, Artiodactyla, Suidae. The record is from RefSeq and is a predicted model, not a curated record. The transcript is spliced from 2 exons. Bases 1 to 510 code for a protein of 169 amino acids.
AUGACCCAGCUCUGCUCAUCCAGGCCCAAGGGGCCUGCUUAUUCUAUCCAAGGCCUUCCCAGGGGCCUGGGUGCUGGGGAAGGAUCGGGUAGCCCAGUGGGUCCAUGUAUGUCUCCCGGGGGCCCUAGCCCAGCCCGGCUCCUGGACAGCGUCCUAGGGCUGGGGGCACUGGGGCUGACAAUUUGGGUCGUCUUUUCCACAACUGGCCCAGCCUCACUGCUGCUGCUGCUGCUACUUAUCAGCUUCCUGGCCUUCGAUCUGCUCUACCGGCCUGCAGGUCCCACCUGGCCACAGCACACACAUCCACGUCUCACAGGGGGCCAGAGGCAGGGCGCCGGCGAGGGUCCGGGACAAGUGGAGGCUCUACUCCUGCCCACGGUGGGCACAGGACAACUCGCCCUCCAGGAGGCUCUGCUGAUGCUGCUCUUGGGCCUGGGGCUCCUCCUGGGAGCCAGUGGCAUGCCUUUGACCCUGCUAGCCCUGGCUUUCUCUCUCCAUCCUUGGGCUUGA